AUGGCGGCGCCCAGGCGCGCCGGGCGGCCUUAGCGAUCCCGGGCCGAGAUCUCCGGUGCCGUCCCCGUGCGCUGACACAGCGAUGGCGGCAGCGGGGGGCGGCGGGGCCGGCGGGGGCCCGCGGGACCCUCCCCACACGCUGCAGGGGCUGCUGGAGAUGGCGGUGGUGGCCGGCGAGGCGCAGCCCGAGCCCCGCGAGCCCAUGGGCGAGGAGAGGCAGCAGUGGCUCCGCGCCGCCGUGUCCGAGGCUCUGGGCAGUGCCGGGGGCGAUCGUGGCGAGCUCCAGCGCUGCCUGGCGAUCCUGGCCCAGCCCUGCCCGGGCGAGGAGGCGGCCGAGAGGGGCCCGGGGGACACCGGAGCUCACGAGCAGGCGCUGGAAGAGCUGGCCGAGCUGUGCGAGAGCCUGGACAACGCCACCG
Cinclus cinclus is the source of this 419-nucleotide messenger RNA. RefSeq names its product HSPA (Hsp70) binding protein 1 (gene HSPBP1). The record is from RefSeq and is a predicted model, not a curated record. The annotation marks the transcript as partial. NCBI's taxonomy places the organism in Eukaryota, Metazoa, Chordata, Aves, Passeriformes, Cinclidae. The transcript has 2 exons.